ACGUCCGUCUGUCGUAACCGAUGUCGUUACUUAAGUUCUCCUUUGUUAUAUAUUAGAUGUCCCGUCUCCUGAGGCGGGGCAGAAAAUUCUAGGGCACGACCUCGUGGUGCGAAAACACCAAAUCGUAGAUCGCCAGGCCUCGAGGAGUUCGAUUCGUGUCGGGAUCGCUUCGGGGCUCGAAUCCAUGGCGUCUCGAAGGCGAAUGCUUCUCAAAGUCAUCAUCCUCGGGGACAGCGGGGUUGGGAAGACAUCUCUGAUGAAUCAGUAUGUGAACAAGAAGUUCAGCAACCAGUAUAAGGCGACGAUUGGAGCUGAUUUCUUGACCAAAGAAGUCCAGAUGGAUGACAGAUUGUUCACAUUACAGAUUUGGGACACGGCAGGGCAGGAAAGGUUCCAGAGUCUUGGUGUGGCCUUCUACCGUGGAGCUGAUUGUUGUGUCCUUGUUUAUGAUGUUAAUGUUAUGAAAUCAUUUGACAAUUUAAAUAAUUGGCGUGAGGAAUUUCUUAUUCAGGCUAGCCCAUCUGAUCCGGAGAACUUCCCUUUUAUAGUGCUGGGCAACAAGAUAGACAUUGAUGGUGGCAACAGCCGAGUGGUUUCUGAGAAGAAAGCAAAGGCAUGGUGUGCAUCAAAGGGGAACAUCCCCUAUUUUGAGACAUCUGCUAAAGAAGGAUUCAAUGUAGAAGCUGCUUUCCAAUGUAUCGCUAGGAAUGCCCUGAAGAAUGAACCAGAAGAAGAUAUAUAUCUUCCCGAUACGAUUGAUGUGGCUGGCGGUGCAAGACAGCAGCAGUCAUCUGGUUGUGAAUGCUAGAUGGAGUCUACUUGUGUCGUUCCCUUCCAAGUUGGUUACCUUGCCAAAUUAGUACUACUUCCUCUAUAACCUGUGCCAUAAUUCCUCGGUGAUUGUUACUAGUUCAUGUUGGGGUGUUCUUCCUCCCGGUUGUUGGUCUUGUUGGCUUCACAAGGAAUUGAUCUGUUAUAGGAUGAAAUUUACUGUGGAACAGUGUGUAAUAAUUUCUGCUUUGUACCAUAGCAACAUCAUUGCAGUGUUAUACCAGCUUUUGUGCAAUGUUUUGCACC
This is a messenger RNA of Musa acuminata subsp. malaccensis (wild Malaysian banana), 1077 nucleotides long. Its product is annotated as ras-related protein Rab7. Lineage: Eukaryota; Viridiplantae; Streptophyta; Magnoliopsida; Zingiberales; Musaceae. Gene Ontology annotation, cellular component: vacuolar membrane. Gene Ontology annotation, molecular function: GTPase activity; GTP binding. The record is from RefSeq and is a predicted model, not a curated record.